AGUGUUAUGAUGCAGCUCCACAACACACAGCCACAUUCACCCACAGACCGAGGUACAGAACGAGAGGCAACCUCUGGCCCCCCAGCAGCUGUCCAGCUUUGCAGCCCCCAUCUUGAGACCCCAACUUCCCUCACCCACCCCCACCCCCUUCCCAAUUGAAGGAGCUGAAAGAGAAGAGAGAAGAGUGAGCAGAGAGAUUGAGAGAUUGAGAGAGAGAGAGAUAGACGGAGAUCUCUGAAGCAGACCUCAAGGUGACUUCCAUUUCUAUCUGGUUCUCGUCUGGGGGGGCCCUGGCCGGGCAGCCCCCCCACACUUCUCCUGCCCUGAAACACGGCUCUAGCCAACUUGCUCCGCUGCUUCACCUGCGACCGUCUCUGUGGGGGCUGCACGGCGCCAGCCCCUCCAGCCCGUCAGGGCAUCGUCCUCCAACCUGUCAUGCCCAGCUGUGACCCUGGCCCGGCCCCUGCCUGUCUACCCACCAAGACUUUCCGAAGCUACCUGCCCCGCUGCCACCGCACGUACAGCUGUGUCCACUGUCGCGCACACCUGGCCAAACACGAUGAGCUUAUUUCCAAGUCCUUCCAAGGGAGCCAUGGCCGAGCCUACCUGUUUAACUCCGUGGUCAACGUGGGCUGUGGGCCAGCUGAACAGCGCCUUCUGCUCACGGGGCUCCACUCGGUAGCUGACAUUUUCUGCGAAAGCUGCAAGACCACACUGGGCUGGAAAUAUGAACAAGCUUUUGAAACCAGCCAGAAGUACAAAGAAGGAAAGUACAUCAUUGAAAUGUCACACAUGGUGAAAGACAACGGCUGGGACUGAGGGGCUCAGGCAGGCUUUGCCCUUCCUUCGCAUGCCCCACCCUCCUCACACCUGCCCACCCCCCGCCAAGCAGUCGUACCAGCAUGAAUACUGCCCCACCCCUGGGGGAAACCGGCUCCAAUGCCUUCCUCCUCCACCACAUCACUCCCAGGCUCCCUUUGGAACAGGGGUCUGGUGUACUCCGGGGGUGUUCAGGCUAAGGAGUGGGCAGCAGUCAGGGAAAUACAGAACCCAGAAGAGGGGACUGUUUGAGCUCCUUCUAUUCCCAAGGCCCAGAAAACUGAGGUAAUGGCUGGGUGUGGUCUCAGGCAGAAGACCAUAGGAGGUAUCAGAUUUCAAUGCGCCUUUUUUUUUUUUGAAUGAGGACAAACCUUGGGUCAUGGGCUGAUAGAUCCUAGGCCACAACAUAGCAGAGAAAAGGCUUAGGGUGAAAUGCAAAUUUGGCCUCAGACACCAAGAGACCAGAGUCUGAGAAUGACCAUUUUCCACCCUUGUUUGUGGGUGGGGGACAGAUGGAAAGAAAAACCCAAUUCCCAGGCCCUGGGAAGUUAAGUCACAGGGGUUUCAUUUCACUCGAUUUGUUAGUUUACCUUGGCACUAACGAGGCACUUUGGAGUAUCUAACCGUUGCCAUUGGGUGGGGUGGGGAAAACUGCCCUAGAGCAACCCCCACCCCCAGCUGGCUGUUGCCAGAGAGAGCAGUUUUUGUGGGCAUUCUCCAAGGCCCAGCCGCUGCUCCCUGAGACACAGUCCCCUGGAGGGGAGGUGGAUCAUCAGAGCUACGGGGCCAGUGUUUCCCGUGGCUGCCACCAGCGAACGAAACUUUUGUAUGAUACAUAAAGUGUUUGGCUCUAUUUUUAAUAAAAAGGGGAAAGUAACU
Castor canadensis (American beaver) is the source of this 1698-nucleotide messenger RNA. RefSeq names its product yippee like 4 (gene Ypel4). The record is from RefSeq and is a predicted model, not a curated record. NCBI's taxonomy places the organism in Eukaryota, Metazoa, Chordata, Mammalia, Rodentia, Castoridae.